Dryobates pubescens (Downy woodpecker) is the source of this 2136-nucleotide messenger RNA. It is a transcript of the gene PTEN, whose product is annotated as phosphatase and tensin homolog. Lineage: Eukaryota; Metazoa; Chordata; Aves; Piciformes; Picidae. Gene Ontology annotation, molecular function: phosphatidylinositol-3,4,5-trisphosphate 3-phosphatase activity; protein tyrosine phosphatase activity. The record is from RefSeq and is a predicted model, not a curated record. The transcript is spliced from 10 exons. Bases 1 to 2112 code for a protein of 703 amino acids. Gene Ontology annotation, biological process: protein dephosphorylation; phosphatidylinositol dephosphorylation; cell motility. Gene Ontology annotation, cellular component: cytosol; plasma membrane; cell projection.
AUGGCUCAGAGGCACAUUUCUGCCUUUAAGGGCACAAAGGGACGGCGGGAGAAACGGGGUCCGGAGCGGCGACAAGAAGGCGGGCCGGAGGGCUGGGAGAGAGCGAGGCGGAGAGGCAGCGGCUGGGAGCGGCGAGGCGGCCGUCGGCGGGGGACUACUUUGUGGCAUCGGCAGAGGCGGCGGAGGGGGCGGGGCGGCGCUGCCUCCCCUCUCGGAAGCUGCAGCCAUGAUGGGAGUCUAGCGCUGGCGCGGCGCUGCUGGGCGCGGAGCAGGCCGGGGGGGAAUGAGCCAGGCCGCGCCGCCGGCCCGCACGCCCUGAGGAGCCAACACCUUUGCCGCCGCCGCCCCGCCGUCGCCGAGGAGCCCCCCGCCCGCCCUCCCGGCGGCGCGGCCCCACCGCGCGGCUCCGGGCCCGCUGCCGCUACCGCCGCCGCUGCCGCCGCCGCCCCGGGCGGGGAGCGGAGCGGGGCGGAGCGGGGCCGGGCCGGGGGGGCGCCCCGAGCCGCUGUCACCAUUGCUGGGGCCCGGAGCGCCGGAGAGCUGCUCUCUCCGCCUCCUCCCCGUUCGCCUCAAAGACGGCGGCGGCGGCGGCACCCUCAGGGACUCGGCCCGGCUCCGGACCCUCUCUGCUCGGCCGCCGCCGCCGCUGCUGCUGCUCCCGCCCCGCUCGGCGCAGCGGCGGCAGGAGGAGGAGGAGGAGGGGGCAGCCGCCGCCGGGAGCCGUCGCUGCCGCCGCCGCGGAGGGAGGCGGGCCCGCCUGGGGCUGAGCCGCCGGCGCAGCAGGCCCCGCGGCCGGGGCCGCCCGGCGGCCGCCGGACCGCCGCCGCCACCACCCGGUCUCGCGCCCCGCCGCCGCCUGGCCCCUGCGCGCUGUCCCGGAGCGGCCCCCGGCUGCCAGACAUGACCGCCAUCAUCAAAGAGAUCGUCAGCAGGAACAAAAGGCGAUACCAGGAGGAUGGCUUCGACCUGGACCUGACCUAUAUUUAUCCAAACAUUAUUGCCAUGGGUUUUCCUGCAGAGAGACUUGAAGGAGUCUAUCGGAACAACAUUGAUGAUGUUGUAAGGUUUUUGGAUUCAAAGCAUAAAAACCAUUACAAGAUAUACAAUCUAUGUGCUGAAAGACAUUAUGACACCGCCAAAUUUAACUGCAGAGUUGCACAGUACCCUUUUGAAGACCAUAACCCACCACAGCUAGAGCUUAUCAAACCCUUUUGUGAAGAUCUUGACCAAUGGCUAAGUGAAGAUGACAAUCAUGUUGCAGCAAUCCACUGUAAGGCUGGCAAGGGCCGGACUGGUGUCAUGAUCUGUGCCUACUUGUUGCACCGAGGCAAGUUUUUAAAGGCUCAAGAAGCCCUAGAUUUCUAUGGGGAAGUGAGGACCAGAGACAAGAAGGGAGUGACCAUUCCCAGCCAGAGACGCUAUGUGUACUACUACAGCUACCUGCUCAAGAACCACCUGGACUACAGACCUGUGGCACUGCUCUUCCACAAGAUGAUGUUUGAAACUAUUCCCAUGUUCAGCAGUGGGACUUGCAAUCCUCAGUUUGUGGUGUACCAGCUGAAGGUGAAGAUCUUCACCUCCCCUUCGGGCCCCUCGCGGCGUGAGGACAAGUUCAUGUACUUCGAGUUCCCUCAGCCCUUGCCGGUCUGUGGUGACAUCAAAGUGGAGUUCUUCCACAAGCAGAACAAGAUGUUGAAAAAGGACAAAAUGUUUCACUUUUGGGUAAAUACAUUCUUCAUAGGACUGGAUGAGAACUCAGACAAAGUAGAGAACGGGAGCCUGGUGGCGGAUCAGGAGCUGGAUGGCAUCUUCAGCACCGAGCGCUCCGACAACGACAAGGAGUACCUGAUCCUCACCCUCACCAAGAACGACCUAGACAAAGCAAACAAAGACAAAGCCAACAGAUACUUCUCUCCAAACUUCAAGGUGAAGCUGUUUUUCACCAAGACAGUGGAAGAGCCAUCCAACCCCGAGGCCAGCAGCUCCACCUCCGUCACCCCCGACGUUAGUGACAAUGAACCUGACCAUUAUAGAUACUCUGACACCACUGACUCUGACCCAGAGAACGAACCUUUUGAUGAGGAUCAGCAUACACAGAUCACAAAAGUCUGAAUAUUUUUUUUAUCUCUUGAUUUA